Aplosporella prunicola CBS 121167 is the source of this 693-nucleotide messenger RNA. RefSeq lists its product as uncharacterized. Gene Ontology annotation, biological process: negative regulation of apoptotic process; protein stabilization. NCBI's taxonomy places the organism in Eukaryota, Fungi, Ascomycota, Dothideomycetes, Botryosphaeriales, Aplosporellaceae. Bases 56 to 424 code for a protein of 122 amino acids. The transcript has 2 exons. The record is from RefSeq and is a predicted model, not a curated record.
CAAACUUCCACCAUCACCGACCGCAGUCUCUUUAGAUUCCCAACAUCUCCUCACCAUGGCCGAAGAACCCCAGCCCGCAGGUGUCCACGAGGGUGCCGAUGCGGCCCCGGCUCCCACCUCCGCAGAGGACCGCAAGACGCAGGCCGCCAUGUCCAAGCUCGACGCACCCCAGAACGAGGAUGACACGACAGGAAAGAAGGAUGUCGACACCGAAGCAUUAGAAAAGGCGACAAAGAACCUAGAUGUGAAAGGCGGCGAGAAGAAGCCCGAGCCGGCGAAGAAGGCCGUCAAGGUCGAUCAGGCCGACGUGACACUGCAGGUCGACCAAUUGGACUUGACCAAGCCAAAAGCUACGGAUCUUCUCAAGGCCCACGACGCCGAUCCCGUAAAGGCCAUGACGGCCUUCAUCGGCGCAGCAGCAUAGCUGUCCUUUCAUGUGAUACCGAUCCUCGGCAAUGGCGAACAAGCAUAGUACACUAGAGAAACUGGCAACAGUGGUAGACUUAGUCACGUCACACGCCACGCUUGACGGCUGCACUGGGAUACUCAGUUGCCGUCGGCUCACGAGCCACACGAUAGCACGACCAAUUGAAACAACAUCGAAUAGUUAAAACUAAGGUACAAGGAAUAUGGUUCGUGUCAGGUGAGACAUUUCUUACGUGAACAAUACCCACACUAGAUAUCAAGACAGCA